Penicillium cosmopolitanum is the source of this 285-nucleotide messenger RNA. RefSeq lists its product as uncharacterized. The coding region runs from base 1 to 285 and encodes 94 amino acids. The record is from RefSeq and is a predicted model, not a curated record. The transcript is spliced from 2 exons. NCBI's taxonomy places the organism in Eukaryota, Fungi, Ascomycota, Eurotiomycetes, Eurotiales, Aspergillaceae.
AUGCAUAUCAUCAACCUUUUGCCCGAGAAGGUGGACGUAGCCUGGCUAUACAGGGUCACUCCGAGGUGGUGUGUCCUCCACUAUAUCAUGCAAUUGACCAGUGUUCUCCUGAUUGCGGUAUUCAAUCAAGAUCUGCUGAAUCCCCGUCUUACUAUCGGCAUCGGCAAGAAGGUCGAAAAGGCUAUCCAGUGGAUAGGAUUCCUCUUCGCGGCGGGCUUGGCUUUUUUGCAGGAAUCUUCUCUCUCGGCACGGGUUGAGGUUGAUCUCGGGCUCCAGGAACCCUAG